AUGGUGACAAAAAUCGGAGAAUUUGCAAUGAUCUAUCAUACUACGGAAAAUCAGGCGCCAUCAAAAUUCGAAGAGGAAAAAAUCAUAAACACAGAGGUUCAUGGUGAAGCCGAGUUAUAUGUACAAAAAUCCAAGUUUGCGUUAUCGAAACUGUUGGAUCGGAACAAAUUUGCAACAAGUCUACCAUGCUUGCUUUUCCAAUACUUGCUUGUUGCUAUACGUUCACCCUCCGUACAAUCUCCACGCUCCACCCCAUCUUCAACAUCAGACACACCCCCAGCUUCUGCCUUAUCUGUAUUCUAUUCAACAUUUACAUCGCCGGAUCCGGAUCUCCUCUUCGGUAACAUAUUCGAAGAACUAUUACGACCGGAAGUCGACACUCCGCAUUGGUUUUACGCUCCGAUAGGAACGGUAGCUGGCGGUAUUUUGGGAUUUAUUAUUGGAAAUCUACCGGGUUUGAUACUCGGAGCCUAUUUAGGGGGGAAACUAGGCGGCAUAAGAGAUGCUAAAG
Messenger RNA from Paraglomus occultum, 511 nucleotides. Lineage: Eukaryota; Fungi; Glomeromycota; Glomeromycetes; Paraglomerales; Paraglomeraceae. The record is from the annotation of a GenBank genome assembly.